UAUUGCUUAAUAUAUUGUAUUCGAAACUAAAAUAGAAAAUGUUGUUCGGUUUAGUGUAUUUGACAUGGUUCGAUACCUUAACAGUUACAUUGUCAAUUUUGGCCAUUGUGAUUAUACAAAUAAUAAAUUCAAUUUUGGCCACAGAUAAAGAUACUACGACACAAGCCACUACAGCAAUUAAUGGAAUUUUACGAAAACAAAACAGUGAAUAUUGCGAAGAUUUGCCAUCAAACAAUGUGAACACAUCUCCCCCUGUAUCUGCACGUAAUUCCAUUAGUUCUCCACUUAAUGGUAGUAUUCCACAGACACCCAGUUCGGAGACACUAAGUGAUGAAUACCACGAGGAUGAAGAUACACUCUCAUUGGAGAAUCUCUUUCCGUGCGAUCAAACGGAAAUUUAUGCUUCCAAGAAAAUAAGUUUCAUCAUCGAUGAGCUCAUACAAACCGAGGUGAACUAUUUGAACAAUCUGCGCAAAGGCUUGCAAAAUUAUGGCAAACUGCAUGAGCGUCAGGAUUUGCCAGAGGCUUUGAAAGGCUCGGCACAAAACCAAAAUUUAUUAGGAAAUAUUGGCGAGAUCAUGUCACUGCACGAAGAGCAAAUAUUGCCAAUGAUGCUGCGAAAUCAACGAGACUUGAAGUCUUUAUUUGAUGAGUUUGCGGUUUAUUUUGAUAAAAAUCACUUCUACUGUUAUGUGAUAUAUAUGAUCAACAAAAAGACAUCGAUGGAACUAUGUAAGGAGCAACGUGAAUGGUUCCAGGGUUUACAAACUGAAAUCAAUGAUAAAUUGGGCAUUGAUAGUUUCUUGGUACAGCCCAUACAAAGACUGACCAGAUAUCCUUUGCUUCUGCAGCAAUUCAUAUCUGAAUUCUAUAAAAGUGGUAUUAGCUGCAAGCCUGUAUUGGUUUCCGUUUGUAAAUUAGAAACGCGUAUGCGUCGCCUGUUAGAAGUAGUAAAUCAAGCAGAAGAAAUAUCCUAUAUAGAAGAUAUAAACGAGUUGAAUCUUUUAGAACAAGGUAACUUCCGCAAAUCAACAGAGCUCGACGCAUACAAUCAUCGUUCACGUAAAAAGCACCGCGCAAAAGUAUUCCUUUUCGAUCGCUGCCUAGUUUGUGCCGAAGUACGUAAGAAAAGACUCACCUAUCGUCAACAUUAUGCUUGGCCCACUGUUGAUCUACAGCUGAAUAACUCUAAAAGUGUUACUCUAUUACUUAAGGCGAAUACCAAGGAGGAAUAUGAGUUCUCUUCACCGGAAGCGACUUCCAUAACUGCUUGGAUGCGCUUCGUGCUUAGAGUUAUGGAAACCUCACGCAUUUUAGCGGAAAGAGAAGGAAAAUUUUCAUUACCAAUGGACCUGGUAUUGUUUGUAGCUCUUGCUGUUUGGCUGAUAUGGCACUAUUUGUAUUAGUUUUUAUUGGGGUAGUCAUUCGGGGGGUCAAAACUAACUAUAUAUUUUAUGUUUAUUAUUAAGUCUCCUAUAAUAGUGAAAAUGUAAAUAUUUUAAGUUAUUAUAAAAUGCAUUAUAAUUAUAAAUUUCUUUAUAUUUUUUAUGCCUCGUUGGCUUUGGUCAUGCAUCGUUAUCCUAUGUGCUUCCACUAUUAUAUAUUUUUAUGUGUGUUUAUUGUCUUUUUCCCAGCUGUAGUCUUCGACUCAAAUAUUUGACCAAGCGUAAAAUAAGUUUGCAUACUGGCAAAUGCUGUUCAUAAUAAACAAAUUUAUUUUUUACUCUACCAAAGAAGAAACUUGACAAAUAUUUAUGAUAAAUUACAUUUUUGGUAAUGUCCUUGCUCGCUUUGUCCUGUUGGCACUUCUGCAUAAAAGCAAAAAAUAAAUAGCUUCUUUACUAUUUUAUGUUGGUAGUUGCUAAGCAUAUGCAGCAUUUGCAGCUUGGUAAAAAGCCAACUUAAUAAGACAAUUUCGCAUCUUGGCGCAGAAAACAACAAAGUACAUAUGUAUGGAAAUGAAAAGUCCUUGACAUAAGUACAGUGGGCAAAAGUUAAGAAAUUUUUUAAAUAUUUGUUGGUAGUUUGAAUUUCUGCGGAUGAUCAUUUAAUGUUCGAUUAUUUUAAUAUUUAUUAGCUAGCUUUUCUGUUUCUCUACCGCUCAGAUCAGAGCUUUUUUUUUAUUCACAUGGCUAUAAUUCGCUUAUCUCUGUAUACUAGUUUGGAGUUUAUCGUUAAAAUUCAGUUAUUAUUUUAACUGUAAUUAAUUUUAUAUGAAUUGUUAGUUAAAAU
Molecule: messenger RNA, 2232 nt
Organism: Teleopsis dalmanni
Lineage: Eukaryota; Metazoa; Arthropoda; Insecta; Diptera; Diopsidae
Product: kalirin-like
Exons: 7
Coding region: 39-1406 (455 amino acids)
Biological process (GO): axon guidance
Cellular component (GO): cytoplasm
Molecular function (GO): guanyl-nucleotide exchange factor activity
Source: RefSeq, a predicted model, not a curated record